AGAAGCUGCAUCUGGAAAGUCCGGCGGCGAUGACUUCCCACAAGGGCUGGAGCGGAUUUGGAAGUAACUGUGCAAUGUAGCGGGUUCUUUGUGAAAGAGCGGCCCUGAGAGAAGCCACAGGAACAUCCUCUGGGUGCCCGGAGCCCUGACCCGGGGAGCCGCUCGCUUCAGCCUCAUUUCCCGCAGAGGGUGCCAUGCGGAGGCAGCUGGCGGGGGCCUGGCCCUGAGUCCGGGGACUUCAGACAGGACCCCAGCCUCUCCUCCGAGUAGCAGCCCCAAGGAGAUGAGCUGUCCUCUGAUGAAGCCUGGGAUGGUCCCCCCUCCGCCGGGAGAGGAGAGCCAGAGCGUCGUGCUGCCCCCCGGCUGGCAGAGCUACCUGUCCCCCCAGGGCCGGCGUUACUAUGUCAACACGACCACCAAUGAGACCACCUGGGAGCGCCCCAGCGGUUCUGGGAUUCCGGCCAGCCCUGGCACUCACAGGAGCCCCCUGCCUCCGACAGUGAAUGGAUACCACGCAUCGGGGACCCCAGCACACCCUCCCGAGACUGCCCACAUGAGUGUCCGAAAGUCCGCCGCUGAUCCCCAGAACCUGGGGUCCUCGUCACCAGGCAAAAAGCAGAGCAAGGAGAACACCAUCACGAUCAACUGUGUGACGUUCCCUCACCCGGACACGAUGCCGGAGCAGCAGCUGCUGAAACCAACCGAGUGGAGCUAUUGCGACUAUUUCUGGGCUGAUAAGAAGGACCCCCAGGGCAACGGCAACGUGGCUGGGUUUGAAUUGCUGCUUCAGAAACAACUGAAGGGCAAGCAGAUGCAGAAGGAAAUGUCGGAAUUCAUUCGGGAGAGGAUAAAGAUUGAAGAAGAAUAUGCGAAGAACUUAGCUAAGCUCUCUCAGAACUCCUUGGCCGCACAGGAGGAAGGCUCCCUGGGAGAGGCGUGGGCACAGGUGAAGAAGAGCCUGGCGGACGAGGCAGAAGUCCACCUCAAGUUCUCGGCCAAGCUUCACAGUGAGGUGGAGAAGCCCCUGAUGAACUUCCGGGAGAACUUCAAGAAAGACAUGAAAAAGUGUGACCACCACAUCGCCGACCUCCGCAAGCAGCUUGCCAGCCGCUACGCCGCAGUGGAGAAGGCCCGGAAAGCGCUCACGGAGCGGCAGAGGGACCUGGAGAUGAAGACCCAGCAGCUGGAGAUCAAGCUGAGCAACAAGACGGAGGAGGACAUCAAGAAGGCCCGGAGGAAGUCCACGCAGGCCGGAGAUGACCUCAUGCGCUGCGUGGACCUCUACAACCAGGCCCAGUCCAAGUGGUUUGAAGAGAUGGUGACCACCACGCUGGAGCUGGAGCGGCUGGAGGUGGAGAGGGUGGAGAUGAUCCGGCAGCACCUGUGCCAGUACACACAGCUGCGGCACGAGACAGACAUGUUCAACCAAAGCACAGUCGAGCCUGUGGACCAGCUGCUUCGAAAAGUGGACCCAGCCAAAGACAGGGAGCUGUGGGUCAGAGAGCACAAGACGGGCAACAUCCGCCCUGUGGACAUGGAGAUCUAGGCGGGCACACGCGGCCCCCGGGGUCCUGCCAAGGAGAGGGGCCAGGGGGCCCAUGGAGAGGAGGUGGUGGGUCCCGCUGCCAAGUGGAGCUGCCCUCCCCCCCACUCUCCUGCCCACUGAGGAGAGGGGAGGGUGAGGGCUGCAGCCAGCGAUUCCAGAAGGGCGGCCUGGCGGCCUCGCUGGGAGGUCCCCGUGUUCCCAGGCCAAGAAGGUGGAUCCACAGCCCCGCCCUUGUCUCUGAGGCCGAAGACCCCCAACUCCCAUGUUGUGCUUGCCGUUCCGGGAACAAACUGAAGCUGGAACUUUGUGGUCCCUGCUGAGCACCGUAGGGUCAUCUCCCCGCCCAGAGCCAGCUGCGUCCCAUGCUCGUGCCCCUGGAAGCCCCGAGGUCCUUCCUCCAGCUGGCCCUCUGGUCUCCAGGGAGGUCUCUGUCUCCAAGGCCCAG
Molecule: messenger RNA, 1991 nt
Organism: Myotis brandtii (Brandt's bat)
Lineage: Eukaryota; Metazoa; Chordata; Mammalia; Chiroptera; Vespertilionidae
Gene: GAS7
Product: growth arrest-specific 7
Exons: 14
Coding region: 284-1546 (420 amino acids)
Biological process (GO): neuron projection morphogenesis; actin filament polymerization
Cellular component (GO): plasma membrane; actin filament; cytoplasm
Molecular function (GO): actin filament binding
Source: RefSeq, a predicted model, not a curated record